Molecule: messenger RNA, 333 nt
Organism: Hepatospora eriocheir
Lineage: Eukaryota; Fungi; Microsporidia; Hepatosporidae
Source: the annotation of a GenBank genome assembly
AUGAGUUUUUUUUUAGAGGUCGUCGAAAAUGCAAUCGAGAAAAACUUCUUCUUGAUAAAUUUCAUAAAGAGUGAUGGUAUUAACAAUCACACUGACAACUUUGGCAAUAUAGUUGACGGACCAUGGGUUUUUAAAAUGACAGAGCAGGGUUUAAGAAAAGUUAAGAUGUUUCUUGUAGAGAAACGAGACAGGGAUAUUUUCUUAUUAAUAUUACUUGAACAUGUGAAACGCAAAGUUUUUUCUGUCUUAGAUGGGUGGAAAGCAUACUAUGGUCUAAACUCUUAUUUUUAUGACCAUAAUGUGGUAAACUAUAGUAAUAAUUUGAUAGAUUAA